UAAUUAUCUCAGUCCUAAGUUUGGAACUUCUAUAUAUUUUCAACCCUAAUUCCAUUCCAUACAGGUCCCAAACAUUUACGCGGUCUUAUCUAUAACUUAUCAAACCUCGUUCAUGAAUUAGUGGUAAUGUAUCGAUUUAAAUUAUAUUUAUCAUGGUCUUUCAAAAGUUCGAGUUGCAAUUUGUACUUAGUUGUUUUAUUUUCCUAUUAGAUCUGUAACAUGCUAAUUAUAAACUAAAAAGUGGUUAUAAUCCAAUUUAUUUCUGUGUUAAGCUGUAAUGUUUGCGGAUCCUUAGCUCAAUUUGUUUGUGAUUCUGUUUUGUAGAUAUCCAUUAUUAAAUAGGUGCAUCUUUUCAUCUACCAAUAUGCAGAUAUUUUAUAAAGCCAAUUUACCAAUAAGAGCUCUAAAGUUAAUUAGAAAAUAUAGUACUUCUGUAGCAAAAGAAAAUCCAUCACUUUCUAACUUCAAGUUUCCUACUGAUGAUUUUUCCAAUGUCAGUCCAAAAAUAUUAUCCUUGGUUGGGAAGAAUUUACACAAUAAAGAGUUUCAUCCAUUGUGUCUUAUGAAGAAAAGAAUUAUGCAGUACUUUUAUGCUGCUUACAGAGGUAGAACCGGAAAACCAAUUUUUUCAAUAUUUGAUGAUUUACAUCCAAUGGUGACUGUGGAACAAAAUUUUGAUUCUUUAUUAAUACCUAAAGACCAUGUUAGUAGAAAAAAAAGUGAUUGCUUCUAUUUUAACAAGAAUUAUAUGUUACGUGCACAUAUGACAGCCCAUCAAGUGGAACUUAUAAAAAUGGGAUUGGAUAACUUUUUGAUGUUUGGUGACGUGUAUCGAAGGGAUGAAAUAGAUUCUACCCAUUAUCCUGUUUUUCAUCAAUGCGAUGCUGUUCGCCUUUUUCAUAGAGAACAGCUUUUUGAUUUAAUUCAGACUGAAGUCUUUGAAAAAAAUCCUACGAUUGAAAGCAAAGUAAAACAGAAGGAACACUCUGUUAUAGCUUGCAGAGAAAUAGAGCAACAAUUAAAAGUAACUUUAGAAGGCCUUGCUAGGUGUAUCUUUGGCAACGAUAUUGAGUGCAGAUGGGUAGAUGCUUAUUUUCCUUUUACUCAUCCAUCUUGGGAACUUGAGAUUAAAAGAAAUGGUGACUGGUUGGAGGUUCUUGGUUGUGGUAUAAUAAGGCAUGCCAUUCUACAGCAAGCUGGUGCUGCUGAUAGUAUUGGUUGGGCUUUUGGUCUUGGACUUGAUAGGCUUGCAAUGAUCCAAUAUUCUAUCCCUGAUAUUAGGACAUUCUGGAUGGAAGAUCCUGGGUUCCUUAUUCAGUUCCACAACAAAUCUCCUAAAGAUAAAGUCACUUAUAAGCAAGUCAGUAUUUUUCCGUCAUGUAAAAAUGACAUUAGUUUUUGGAUAAAUGAUAACUUUGAAGAAAAUGACUUUCAUUCUCUUGUCAGAGAAAUAGGUGGCGACCUAAUAGAACAGGUUCAGCUGAUCGAUAAAUUCACUCACCCUAAGACUGGACGUAAAAGUCGAUGCUACACUAUUGUGUAUAGACAUCUUGAGAAAACUCUUACACAAGCUGAAGUAAAUGAAGUACAUAAAAAUAUAGAGCAAACCGCAGAAAAAGUUUUAGGUGUAAUUAUUCGUUGAAUUAGUUUCAAACUGUU
Molecule: messenger RNA, 1659 nt
Organism: Nezara viridula (southern green stink bug)
Lineage: Eukaryota; Metazoa; Arthropoda; Insecta; Hemiptera; Pentatomidae
Source: the annotation of a GenBank genome assembly